This is a messenger RNA of Prunus armeniaca (apricot), 2028 nucleotides long. The record is from the annotation of a GenBank genome assembly. Lineage: Eukaryota; Viridiplantae; Streptophyta; Magnoliopsida; Rosales; Rosaceae.
AUGGCUUCCACCAAUCUCCUGCCAAUUAUGAUGGAUAAUCUCUAUUCCAUGGAUGACAGACUAAAAAGGGGAGCGCCCCUUUUGCUGCUUGAAGAUGCCUAUGAGAACCCUAUUGUUGUUGAUGAGCCGAUGCCUGAGGCUACCUCUGUGAUCGAACCUGCAUCCAUAUCUAGGUGUUGCAUUGAGGAUGGCUUAUUCCCAGUUGUCCCUUUAUUUUUUCAGGCGCAAGUACUUGAUGCAAUUUUCCUCUCCAAAAUGUGUGACAUUCAUGUUGAAGCAAAGAUGCUCCGCCAUGUGGUCAGGAGGUGGAGUUCCGAGACUCAGACCUUUAUAUGUUCAUGGGGGGAAUUUACCCCCACUUUCGAGGAUGUGGGAAACACUUGCCGCCUCCCUAUUUGUGGUAAUUGGAACCUCUUUGACAUUGCUUUAACCCCAGAGGACAUGGACAAGCUUGAGGUUCUGCAAAAAGGGGCUCCAAGUUUCCCCAGCACCUCGCUUCGAUUAAGCAACUGGGUACAAUAUUUCGGGGAUGCAAACAAACAGGGACCUUGCUGGCUUGCUGCAUUUAUUUCGCUAUGUUUUGGGAGAUUUAUCUUUUGUGACUUCUCUCGAGAUUGCCUACAUGAGCGAGUAUUCCCUUUGGCUUUGGCUAUAGCCCGAGCAGGAACCAUAGGUGUGGAGACUCUUUUGAACUCUGGUUUUUUACAGGUAUUUUUGUGGGAACGCCUCAAAGGAUUGGAUGUGUACCCACUCCCCUAUUUGCAUACUAGGCGGCUUGCUGACUCUGGCAAGGGUUCCUACAUGUCGAACAAACUCCCCUUGAUCUGUAGGUGGUUUAAGCGAAUGCAGAGGAAAGGCCAAAAUUUCCUAAAGUUAUUGGACAACAUUCAAAACUUUAUCUUCCGUCCUUAUGGUGUUUUAGCAGAGGCAUUCACUUAUGUGCCCUUUUAUGCUGAUGUUGAGGGCACAGUCGAGAUCUCUGUGGUUUACUCACCACAUCGGGUUAGACGACAAUUCGAGCUUGACCAGGGAGUGCCAAUCAGUCUUAACCAUAGUGACCCAUUCUUGCUUCACAGGGUCUUUUGGAGCAGUGGUAACGUGCCGGAUGACAGCAGGCCCCUUAUCUUAGCCGGCAAGGGAAGAGUCGGCGGCUUCUUACCGGGUUAUCAAGCCUAUUGGAACCGUUGCCUUGCUUCUUUUCGUGAAUUCCAGUCCUUCCACUAUGAUAGAUUACUUCCUUCAACAGCUCGUCAUGCUGGUCUAGUGUUGGAAGAGAAAGCUAUUCCGCUAAGCGAGAAACGCAACCUGCCUUUUAUAUCCAAAUGUGGUGACAUUGUUGGGGAAUUUUUGAAGUCAAGACAAAAACUGGGAACGCGGAGUCCUCGCAGUUCCGGAAAAAGCACGGUGCUGGUGUCGAGAAAACGGAAGCGGGAGGAAAACUAUAGUGCGAAGAAGAAGCAAGCUGCCAAUAAAUCUAGAAGGUUCAUUCCCAAAGUAGCAUCAAGUGGCCCUCCCCCAACCAUAGAAACAACUCCCCCUGGACAUCUACAACUUCAAAUGUUCACAGCAUUCAGGGGUCGCGAUCGAGCUGGCAAGACGCCAAAAACUGCUCUUCUUCGCAGAAAAGUAUGUACUGCCCCAAGGAGGAAAGGAAAUGAUGCAGCUCCUAUAAUCCCACACGCAACCCCAAAACGUCACAGCAUGAGUAUGCUACAUGCCAGGUUCACUGGUUCCCGUACGAGCAAUAGUGGAGCUUCUGAAGCUGGAACUAAGGCCAUGACCUUGGGUUUUCAGGUAGACUUUCUCCUGAACUUGGUGAGAGAUUUAGCACGUGCUGUGUUUUGGGCGCGGGCCAUCCAUAGUAUGGGAUCAUUUCCCGGCCCUAAUGAGAUAAAAGCAGCAGCAAACACCUUGAACCUUAAGCAACUUGAGCUAGAGAACCAGUGUCGGGAGCUGCAUGCCCUUAUUCUUGCCAAAGGUGUUUCUGCUGACGGCGCUGACUGCGUGGCGGAGGAAGCAGCUAGAUAA